AUGUCUUCUAGGCAUAGAAUAAAUUUGGAAGAUGGUGACAGGAAGCGUGAUCGAAGAAAAAGGUCUCGAUCACGUUCGAAAUCUAGAUCACGUUCACGCUCGCCUUAUUCACCGAAACAUUCGAAGCAUCACAGCGGAAGUCGUACACCGCCUAAAAAAACGCGUGUUGUGGAAGCAGCUCCUGUAUUGGCAUCGAAGCCUACUGUAAAUCCUUACAAUGGUCAUCCUUACUCAGCCCGUUACUUUGAUUUAUACCAGAAACGAAGUAAGCUCCCUGUUUGGGAGUACAAGGAAAAGUUUAUGGAAUGUCUUACCUUGGUUGGUGAGACGGGGUCAGGGAAAACAACCCAGAUUCCACAGUGGUGCUUAGAAUAUGUAAAAUCAAGAACGGUGGCCGGUCAGAGGCGUUUAGUAGCUUGUACUCAGCCCCGACGGGUAGCCGCAAUGAGCGUUGCGACACGCGUUAGUGAAGAAAUGGAUGUUCAAUUAGGAAUGGAAGUUGGAUAUUCUAUCCGAUUUGAAGAUUGCGUUAGUGAACGUACGGUGCUGAAGUAUUGUACAGAUGGUAUGUUAUUAAGGGAAGCGAUGAACUGCCCAUUGUUAGAUAAUUAUGGUGUUAUUGUGCUCGAUGAAGCCCACGAACGCACUUUGGCGACUGAUAUACUUAUGGGUUUAAUAAAGGAAAUAGUUCGUCAAAGGAAAGACUUAAAAAUUGUUGUCAUGAGUGCAACUCUCGAUUCGGGGAAGUUUCAGCAGUAUUUUGAGAACUGCCCGCUUAUGUCAGUUCCCGGACGGACCUUCCCUGUUGAAAUCUUUUAUACUCCGGAGCCCGAAAAGGAUUAUCUUGAAGCAGCCAUCCGAACUGUUGUGCAAAUACAUAUAUGCGAAGAGGUCGAAGGUGACAUAUUGCUGUUCCUGACUGGACAAGAGGAAAUUGAAGAAGCCUGCAAACGCAUCAAACGUGAAAUCGAUAAUUUGGGUUCUGAAGUCGGUGAAUUAAAAUGUAUACCCCUUUACUCAAGUCUGCCUCCAAACCUGCAACAGAGGAUAUUUGAGCCAGCGCCGCCUAAGAAGCCUAAUGGUGCUAUUGGUCGAAAAUGUGUGGUAUCAACGAACAUUGCCGAGACGUCCCUUACUAUUGAUGGUGUUGUUUUCGUUAUUGACCCAGGCUUUUCGAAACAGAAGGUGUAUAAUCCGAGAAUACGUGUUGAGUCGUUACUGGUUUGUCCGAUCUCAAAAGCUUCUGCUAUGCAGCGCGCAGGUCGUGCUGGGAGAACGAAACCCGGAAAAUGUUUUAGGUUAUAUACAGAGAAAGCCUACAAGAAUGAAAUGAAUGAACAAACUUACCCAGAGAUAUUAAGGUCGAACCUUGGUAGCGUUGUACUGCAGCUCAAAAAAUUGGGAGUAGAUGACUUGGUGCAUUUUGAUUUUAUGGACCCUCCAGCUCCAGAGACGCUUAUGAGGGCUUUGGAGCUUUUGAAUUACUUAGCUGCAAUCGAUGAUAAUGGAGAUUUAACGCAGCUUGGUUCUCUGAUGGCCGAGUUCCCGUUGGAUCCUCAGCUUGCUAAGAUGGUUAUUGCUUCUACGGAGCUAAACUGUUCUAACGAGAUUUUAAGUGUUACUUCAAUGUUGUCUGUUCCUCAAUGCUUCGUGAGGCCUACUGAAGCUAAGAAGGCUGCAGAUGAGGCAAAGGCGCGCUUUGCGCAUAUUGACGGCGACCAUUUGACAUUAUUGAAUGUCUACCAUGCUUUUAAACAGAACCAUGAAGAUGUGCAGUGGUGCUAUGACAACUUUGUAAGCUAUCGUGCCCUGAAAAAUGCUGAUAACGUGCGUAUACAACUAGCCAGGAUAAUGGAUAAAUACAAUUUAAAGCGGGUGUCGACCGACUUCAAGAGCAAAGAUUAUUACAUAAAUAUUAGGAAGGCCCUAGUAGCAGGUUUUUUUAUGCAGGUUGCCCAUCUGGAGCGCAGUGGCCACUACAUCACGGUUAAAGACAACCAGUUGGUGCAGUUACAUCCAUCAACAGUUCUGGAUCACAAACCGGAAUGGGCCCUUUAUAAUGAGUUUGUUCUCACAACAAAGAAUUUUAUAAGGACUGUAACUGAUGUUAAGCCAGAGUGGCUAGUGCAGAUGGCUCCCCAAUAUUAUGAUAUGUCAAGUUUCCCAGAGUGUGACGCUAAACGAAAACUGAUACAUGUUAUAAGCACAUUAGACGCACUGCGGAACUCCCGGAACAUUUGA
This is a messenger RNA of Enterobius vermicularis (human pinworm), 2241 nucleotides long. The record is from the annotation of a GenBank genome assembly. Lineage: Eukaryota; Metazoa; Nematoda; Chromadorea; Rhabditida; Oxyuridae.